Messenger RNA from Botrytis fragariae, 960 nucleotides. RefSeq names its product putative serine threonine-protein phosphatase pp2a catalytic subunit protein. Gene Ontology annotation, molecular function: protein serine/threonine phosphatase activity. The coding region runs from base 1 to 960 and encodes 319 amino acids. Gene Ontology annotation, cellular component: FAR/SIP/STRIPAK complex. The record is from RefSeq and is a predicted model, not a curated record. Gene Ontology annotation, biological process: peptidyl-serine dephosphorylation. The transcript is spliced from 4 exons. NCBI's taxonomy places the organism in Eukaryota, Fungi, Ascomycota, Leotiomycetes, Helotiales, Sclerotiniaceae.
AUGCCCGGUCUGCCAUCUUCCGUCGAUCUCGACCAAUGUAUAGAAAGUCUCUAUAAGAAAAAUCUCCUCGCCGAAUCUGUUAUUGAAGCAAUAUGCGCGAAAACGAAGGAACUGCUUAUGCAAGAGAGUAAUGUGGUUCAUGUGUUAGCACCUGUUACUGUAGUGGGAGAUAUCCACGGCCAAUUCUUCGAUUUGAUAGAGAUAUUCAAGAUUGGGGGUUCUGUCCCGAUACAAACUACUUGGGAUUACGUGGAUAGAGGCAUGUUCAGCGUCGAAACGAUUUCUCUUCUUGUUUGUCUUAAACUACGAUACCCACAUCGCGUUCAUCUAAUACGAGGAAACCAUGAGUCGAGGGGAGUCACUCAGUCGUAUGGCUUCUAUACGGAGUGCUCCAGGAAAUAUGGCAAUGCAAAUGUAUGGCAUCAUUUUACGGAUAUGUUCGACUUCCUUACAUUGAGUGUGGUCAUCAAUGAUCAAAUAUUUUGUGUUCAUGGAGGUCUCUCCCCUUCAAUACACUCUAUCGACCAAAUAAAAAUUAUAGACCGUUUCCGCGAAAUCCCCCACGAAGGGCCUAUGGCCGACUUAGUCUGGUCCGACCCCGAUCCCGAGCGCGAUGAAUUCUCCCUCUCACCCCGCGGUGCGGGUUACACGUUCGGCGCGCAAGUGGUGAAGAAAUUCCUCGAAGUGAAUAAGAUGUCGCACAUAUUGCGAGCCCAUCAACUUUGCCAAGAAGGAUAUCAGGUUCUCUACGACGAUCGAUUGAGUACCGUGUGGAGUGCGCCCAAUUACUGCUACCGAUGCGGGAAUAUGGCAAGUGUCCUAGAAGUCAGCGACACUGGGGAGAGGUUCUUCAAUGUAUUUGCUGCCGCGCCGGAAAAUGAUCUACACAAGGGAGAAAUGCAGCAAGCAGGGCAGGACAAGACGGCUGAUGGCAAUACGUUGCCAGAUUACUUUUUGUGA